Aspergillus glaucus CBS 516.65 is the source of this 963-nucleotide messenger RNA. RefSeq lists its product as uncharacterized. The record is from RefSeq and is a predicted model, not a curated record. NCBI's taxonomy places the organism in Eukaryota, Fungi, Ascomycota, Eurotiomycetes, Eurotiales, Aspergillaceae. Bases 327 to 815 code for a protein of 162 amino acids. The transcript is spliced from 3 exons.
UAUCUGCUCAUACUUCCCUGCAACGAUGUACCGGUUUCAACUACAGCGUCACUUGCACCUAUUUGACUACACGAAGGACAAUGGCAGAAAUUACCAAGACGGGGUGGUCGUAGAUAAAGAAGGCCUGGUGUAUCCUAUGUUCUCGCAGACUUAUCCUUACUCAAACGGACCCAUUUUUAUGCCGAAUAUACGCUUACUCCAGGAAUUACUCUGGAACGAGUGGGACGUCUAUGAAGAGGAGGUGGAAACUGGGGAGAUUCAGCCAGCUGAUCCGCAGGUGAUUUGUAUUCAGAAAGACAGGACCCAGGAGUCAAGAUUCCCAUAGGAUGGAACUAUCUCUGACAUGUUGCUCUGUUGCAGAUACUGGCAUACCACCAACUCUGGUCCUCUACCGUGAAGAGCCAUAUUGGUAUUCUCUUCAGCCUUCGCGGCCUCUACAGCUGGAUGACUUCAAUAAGGUGCUAGACAAUUUUUACUCAGAGUAUGCGACGUUUAUGAAUGCGGUGGAAUGGAUGGAUAAGUUUCGAUACCAUACAGCUCUUUUAGACGAUAGGGUAGAGGAGUUAUUCCGGCAGUGGGGUAUUGAACUGUUGCCAUAUUUGCGAGACAGGUCUAACAGUUUACAUCCCUAUACCAUAAAUAACCACCUGCUCUGCUUCAUCCUCACUCGCAUCAUCAAAGCCUGUCAACCCCCGGAGAAUUUGCAGCGCCUCUUCAACGUCCUCAUCCUUCCAGGGCUUCAACGUAUAACUCAGCAUGAAGUUCGUCCAUCCGCCGUAGCUCUUGAUGAUGUUUCUCUCUGGGGGGAGGGGUAAGCGGUGGUUCUAGCAUUAGAAUUGAUUGAUUAGCUUGUUAUCAGGUAACAACGAGUAUGCAGGUAUGUGGCUGGGAUCAUACGAAGGGCGUCGGUAGCAGGAAUUUUGCUUUGUGUUUUUUGGUUCUGGUAUGAGGGUUGAGAUUGUG